Dalotia coriaria is the source of this 1470-nucleotide messenger RNA. Its product is annotated as BRISC and BRCA1-A complex member 1-like. Lineage: Eukaryota; Metazoa; Arthropoda; Insecta; Coleoptera; Staphylinidae. Gene Ontology annotation, biological process: double-strand break repair; mitotic G2 DNA damage checkpoint signaling; positive regulation of DNA repair. The transcript is spliced from 2 exons. The record is from RefSeq and is a predicted model, not a curated record. Bases 337 to 1323 code for a protein of 328 amino acids. Gene Ontology annotation, cellular component: nuclear body; BRISC complex; BRCA1-A complex.
CGGCGCGCAUUUCCUUCGUGGAUGACGGAGGGUUAAUUGAAUCAAACGCGCGCGAUACGUCGUCACACACGCUUCAAACGAACGAAAUGAAACUUCAAAGCAGCCAUUCAAUAUAUACUCGACUUUUCUAGUGUUCUUAGUUGAGCUCAGUGGAGAACAUGAAAAAUAAAUGUCAUCAACCUAACCAGUGGACAGUGCACGUUUCAAACAUUAUUACAACGUGAAUCGAUGUUCGAUACAUAAAAAUAAACCUCGCCUAUUAAACCUACUAGAAGGAAUCACAGCAUAACAUCAAGUGGAAGUAAUAGAACGGGUUGUUCCAAAGUUAACCUUAAAAUGAGUAAUCCAGGCACUCCUAGACCAAGUCCCAGACCAACGCUGCAUAGAAAAGUGAAAAACCCCGAGGUGAUUGAAAUUAAAAGUGAUCCAGAUAGCAGCGAAGUUUCCUCGACGAGUUUGGACAAACGUGAUGAAAUAACUAACGGUUCAAGUGAUAUAACUCAUCAAAUUCUCAAUGAUGAUGUGACUAAUACAAGAGAAGCUGCAGCUGGGGAUCAGUGUGAGGACAUUGCAGAUAUGGAAGAAACUGAUCUUCUGGAUGACUUCAAGAUACCAGCACGUACAUUGCCCGCCUACAAUGCACCUGAAAAGAUUAUAAUUGUAUAUGAUAGUGCAAUUGAUGAAGUCAGCACAGGUUUCCUCAUGAAUAAUGAAAAAAUCUGCCCAACUGUAAUGCUUAAGCGAAGUUUAAGGUUUUUCUUGUAUAACAAACAAUUAAUUGAUCCAAGACAUGAGUUUGCAUUGGUUGUAAUUGAUGACAACAGUGUGGUAUGGCUUAAAGAUUUUACAUGCCACAUAGACACAAUUAUCAAUGCAUUGGAUGAGAUCUCAGCAUGUGAAACUGAAGACAUUCUUGUACUUGAUAAUUUAUUCAAGUUGAUAGGUACCAAAGUGAAGAUGCCUGAAAUAAAGGAGAACUUUAAUGUGCCACCUCCUUAUGUAGUGAGAGUGCUAUUCACCUAUGGAAGGUCAUACACAAUGCCAAAGCUUGACUAUCAACUUCAAGAAGUGUUUUCUUUGGUUUCUUCGCCAUACUUUACAUUUGAUAUACUAAUGACACAUGAGAUGCCUAGUACAACUAAUAAUUGCAUAAAGAUUUUCAAGGAUUUGCAGCAGAUUGAUUGCAAAGGUUUUGCGUACUUUUUCCCGGUGGGCAGAAGCGCAGCGCAGUUGCAUUUGUGUAUUGCUAAGUUGCUUGGUCAUCCGUUACAGAGGUCUGUCCAACGCCUCGCCGAUUAUACUAUUAACGCCAUGGAGACGUAAUAAGUAAUGGUUGUGUAGGAGAAAAGAAUGAUUGUCAUGCAUGAUACAAUACUUGUAUUUGUAAAGAUUAUUAUGUACUUUAAAUAUAUAUUUUAUUUACCCUUUGUAAUAUAUAAAAGUAAUAAAUAACAAUCUAAAUUUAAAAAA